AUGUUGCUUCAAGGCUCCGGUUUAAUCCGCAAUCUUCUAUCUUCGGUUCCUAUCCAAGUCCGCUCUUACUCCGUAGGAUCCUUCCCUUAUCCGCUUGUUGCUAUCUCAUCCGUGCUCCUCAAUGCGUUGUUCUACACCGAUCAAGCCUUUGAUAGCACGUAUAGACCAGCUGUACUGGCCAAGCCCGUAAAGUCUAGAUUUGCAUUUGGCAUGGCAACCUAA
Molecule: messenger RNA, 222 nt
Organism: Protopolystoma xenopodis
Lineage: Eukaryota; Metazoa; Platyhelminthes; Monogenea; Polystomatidea; Polystomatidae
Source: the annotation of a GenBank genome assembly